GCGGAAUGAUUUGUUGAAACUGUCCUGUCAUUGAAACGUGUGCUAUAUUUCAUUUUUUUAAUGAUAGUAUUAUGAAUCCAAACGGUAUCGGGGGAGAAAAYAAUGAACAGAAUAUCAACACAAAGUGGUUUACUGAAGGGGAAUAUUUAUGGAGAACAGGCGCCAGUGUGACAUGGCUGAUACUAUGCCUUCCAUGUUUUUUGCUUGUGUUCACAAGCAUUGUCUCAGUUGAUGUAUUUCACCCUUUUUCUUGGAUAUCAGACAUCUUCAACACACUGUUUGCUAUUCAUUUCUGGUUGGUGUUCAUGUUUUAUGGAAUAAUCACUGUAUUUCUUGCUGUKGCAACCAAUAAAUUCAAUUCAGUUCAAUAUGUGGUCCACAAGAACAGGAUAUCUUCCAUUCUUUUCCUUCUUCAUCCUUCGCAUCUUCUUCAUAUGCUUCUUUGCUGUUUAUUUGGAGGGCUGUCUUCAUGGUUCAUGCUAGGAGUGCUAAGUAAACCCUUUGAUUCAUUGACUGUAUUAUCUGAAGAGUCUGAAGAUGAAUGCUUUCUGAAUGAAUAUGGAGUUUUUGUUGUAGUUUUUGGUAGUUGGCUGGGCUUCUACACAAGUUUUCAAUAUUUUUCAAACAAGGAGUUUCAUUUCAUAUUCCCUGCCAUACAGCAAAGAAAAUUUUUCCGYGUCAAAGCAAUUGCAUGGAAGUGCAUUUACAAAGCAGUGCUCAGGACACUUAAGGCUAUUCGUUGGUACUAUCCAUUGUAUUAUUUAUCUGGUAAUUUUCCUAGAAAGAUGCUAGCGACAUUUCUGGCAGCUUCAAUAGAUAGGGAUUCAGUUCUACUGGACACUCUGUCUGGUUUGGUUGAUAUCAAUAUGUUUUGGGUUCUCUUGUGUACUGGAACAUUGUUGUCCUUUAUCUGGGUUUUCAGCAAUGUACUGUUUAUAAUAUACAACACACAGGCCUUUCAGUUUUGUAUUGAGUCGUCUCYUGGUCAAGACAAAGACCAGUGUCUUCCUGCUGUGAUUAAAUCUAAAGACACCCCUUUAUUAAGAUAUCUUGUUUUCUUGGACCUUUUUCAACUUUCUCAAUUCAGCAGUCAAAGAAGAAAACAGAUUUUCUCUCUUUCACAGCCAGGUGGAAGACCUGCUAAUUGGACCAGUAUCUGCAAUGAAUGUCUUUCUAUGUUGGAGGACUUUGUAGUCCAGUUAGAUUCAUAUAUUGAGUACCAGAUGUAUCAGAGACAACAGAAUGGUGGUCAGUGGCCAAAUACCUCUCUCAACAAAAACAUAGAUUCUUUGAUGUCCCCUCCAUAUUCACCAGCUGGUAGUCCUUUGCGCUCACCACUACAAAGACAAAGACUCUGGUCUUCACAUACUGKCAAAAGCAAUGCAGAAAGACAAACUUUUCUCUCUCCUCGUAACAAAGCAACACCAAAUUCAUCCUGCAAUUAUUAUACUCCUACCACUAGUCCUAAGGCAGCUGAGGUCAAUACGUUACCAUGGAGACUAAAACAAGUUCCUCACAAUUUUGCUGUGUUCAUGAAGGGGAGACCGGUCAUUGGAUACCUCUUCAAUGAGUUGCCUGGAUAUCAAGUAGAAACAUUGUUUGUGGAUUGUCAGCUGUACAUAUGGGCUGUGCAAGGUCUCAGUAGACUUGUGGUUGCAUCGUUUAGUGAAGAUACUUUUGGGGUUGUACAAAUGACUCUUCCAAAAAUCCUAUCAACAUUGCUGACAUUGUUACAGACACUUGAUCGUUUUGCUAAGCUACCUACUUCCGGUCGAUCUGCUAUUCAACCCAGGCCUCCUCGUCCACAAGGAAAAGAGGGCAUGCGAUAUAGUCUAAGAGCUGCUUUAGUAUCCUCCAUUUAUCAUAUUGCAAAAACCUUUGGUCAUUAUUUACAUGGUAUUCCGCUGACACCAGAGCAUCGUGCAAGGCUCAAGGGAUUCCUGGAAAAUAAAGAACCUUAGGGUGUUUGUUGAUAGCCAAGAAUACCUAACGAAAUUUUCGCCAGGAUACAGAAGACCARUAAACAGUUUAAAGAUUAGUUUACAGAAAAUAUAGCAACUCUUGACUCUUAGCAAGAAGUCCACAUCGCAUCAAUCCAUCAUUGAUCGAACACAUCAAUAAAUGUUGAGAUAUAAAAUGCAAA
This is a messenger RNA of Exaiptasia diaphana, 2143 nucleotides long. RefSeq names its product nucleoporin NDC1. The record is from RefSeq and is a predicted model, not a curated record. The transcript has 23 exons. Gene Ontology annotation, molecular function: protein-macromolecule adaptor activity. Gene Ontology annotation, biological process: nuclear pore organization. Bases 72 to 1961 code for a protein of 629 amino acids. Gene Ontology annotation, cellular component: nuclear pore transmembrane ring. NCBI's taxonomy places the organism in Eukaryota, Metazoa, Cnidaria, Anthozoa, Actiniaria, Aiptasiidae.